Molecule: messenger RNA, 2562 nt
Organism: Phalaenopsis equestris
Lineage: Eukaryota; Viridiplantae; Streptophyta; Magnoliopsida; Asparagales; Orchidaceae
Exons: 7
Coding region: 434-2182 (582 amino acids)
Biological process (GO): UDP biosynthetic process
Cellular component (GO): cytoplasm
Molecular function (GO): UMP kinase activity
Source: RefSeq, a predicted model, not a curated record
UCUAAAAUUAUUUUUUUUUAUUUUUCCAUCACAUUUAUGUGUCUAAAUAUCAAUGCUUCAAACGUAGCUCUUUGUUAAGAGCUCUGGUGUAAUAUUUUCCCCAUUUAUUGUCAGCACUUAACAAACUUGCUGCGGCGGUGAUCGAGAUGGGAUCGUUGAACGCUUUGCUCGAAGAAGUUAAAAUGGCGAGUUGAGUUGAACCGCUUCAGCACUCGGUAAUCGCACGAGGUGUUAACGGAGUCAUGAGCCAUCGUAACGGUUCCGUAACCCACAGGCCUCCGGGAACUCCCACCGUUACGCAUUUAAUUGACCUUGCACAGCCGAUACCGACUCUCGUUUCUAACGUCGUCUGCUUCCCGUCCCGUCUCGCGUUGCCUCCGCCAGGCACGGAUCCGAAAGCCCUAACCCUAACCCUAACGCCGCCGCAACACCGAUGGCCUCCUGCGACGACGACUUCGCUCUCCUCGGUGACGAGGGGCAGUCUCACCAUCAUCAUCCCCAGCAGCAGCAGCAAGCUUCAGCAACCGUGGCUGCCGGCCCUGUUUCCUUCUCAAGCCAUCGCUACAUCUCCAAGGCACCGAUGCCAAUUCACUCGCGCAGUAUUCACCUCAACCCAAUCAACUCGAAGAAAGUGGCCAUAGGCGCUGUCAGCCAGGAAGAUGAUCAUGAGGGCUACGGCCAAGCCUUUGCCCAGACGGAUAUGAACCCACACAACCAUUGCUUCACCGGAGACGAUCCGGGAUCAAACCCCUUCGAUCCGGCACAGCAUCCAGAAGACGACGAUGUCGAUGGGGAUGAUAACCCUAGCAACAAGUCCCAUGCGGCGGCAUCUGCUUCCCACCUUCACCACCAGCAACAGCAGCAACACCCCCACCAUGCUUCCCGUGUCGACUCGAAGCGCAGGGACCGGGAUGAGCUCAGCGAUGGAGAAUCGCCAUACGGCUACAACAUCGGUAACAAGCGGUCUAGGUCAGCUUUGACGGCGCCGAAUUCGUCUGGAGACUACCGAAAGGACCGCGAGGAGUGGAGCGAUUCGGCCAUUGGCUGCCUUCUGGAUGCGUAUACGGAGAAGUACAUACAGCUGAACCGUGGAAAUUUAAGGGGGAGGGACUGGGAAGACGUUGCCACUACUGUAAGCGAGAGAUGCGACAAGCAGAAGUCAGGCAAAACCGUGGAGCAGUGCAAAAACAAGGUUGAUAAUCUCAAGAAGCGUUAUAAGGUGGAAUGCCAGCGACUUAGCAGUGGAAACCUUACUGUUAGCCAUUGGCCAUGGUUCAAGAAGAUGGAGCAGGUCGUGGGUUCCUCCUCUUCUUCUAAGGUUGUUCCCGAUGAAGAUAAGGGUGCGGCACUAGGUGAUACCACUCCUGCUCCGAGACAGAUGAAGAGAUAUCCUGUUACCUCACCUGUUUCAUCUAGUUUAACAAGUAAUUUUAAGUUGAAAUCACUAUCAAAUCCUAGAUGGAAGAGAGCCGUUUUGAAAAUUAGUAGCGCUGUAUUAGCUGGGACAGGUCCCCAGAAUGUUGACCCGAAGGUUAUGAUGUUGAUUGCCAAAGAGGUUGCUAUGGCAAGCCGUGUUGGUGUUGAGGUGGCAAUUGUUGUUGGUGGUCGGAAUUUUUUCUGCGGUGAUACUUGGGUGGAAGUUACUGGCAUAGAUAGAUCCACCACUUACCAAAUCAGCAUGAUGGCAUCGGUCAUGAAUGCUAUCUUGCUCCAGGCAUCAUUCGAGAAGAUCGGUGUUGAAACACGUGUUCAAACUGCAUUUAUGAUGCAGGAGGUCGCUGAACCAUACAUCAGACGAAGAGCUAUUCGCCAUCUCGAAAAAGGACGAAUUGUUAUAUUUGGAGGAAUCGGCGUUGGAACGGGAAAUCCGCUCUUCACCACUGACACAGCUGCUGCUCUGAGAGCCUCAGAGAUUAACGCAGAUGUUGUAUUGAAAGGAACCACUACAGAUAUUGUUUAUGACUGCCAUUCCCGAAGCAGCAGCUCUUCAUUUGAGCACAUAUCGUUUAGAGAAUGGAUUUCCAGGGGUUUCAAUGCAAUUGACAUGGCUGCGGUUACUUUCUGUGAAGAAAACAACAUUCCUGUUGUUCUUUUUAAUCUUAUGGAGACCAACAGUAUUUCGAGGGCGCUUUGCGGGGACCAAGUCGGCACCCUUAUUGACCAAUCAGGGAGAGUAAAUUAGCUUAUUUAGUUAAAUAUCAAUAGGGAAAAUAAGCUUUUAGCUUAUUUAACUGUUCCUUUGAGUCUCAGGAGAGACCAGACCCCUGCUAUUGCUGCUGCUGCUGUUGCUGCUGCUGCUUCUGCUACAUUUUCCAUUGAAGGCGAUGCCUUUGCCGAUUUCAUGUAGGCUAUAUCUACUAAAUUUAUCCUCUAUUGUGAAUCUGAAGCUUGUCUAAUUAUGCCAUCUUAUGGCUGAUAUAAUUAUGGUGAAUUAUAAUUGUAAUUAGGGUUAGAGAGAAGAUGAAAAACCACACCUGAGCACCUUUAUGAAUCUAUGUUAUUUAUCUGCUUCUGUAAAUUAUUUAUGUUUUGUGCAAAAUGGUCAAUUGUUUUUUGUCAUUU